AUGUUCAUUUUAGUGGGUGUCUUCUUUCUCCUCAAGAUUCAACUUCUCAUGGCCAAUUACAUUGAUUCCACAUGCUUUUGGAGACUAAACCUGAAUGAAGUCAAUGAUAAAGAUUUGGAUCAAACUUGUUCCUUCAUCCUUGGAGCAGUUCAGAUGCCUAUGGAGAAAGAUUAUUUCAAGGAGACUCUGAAUGUCUUAAAAACAACUAAAAACCACAAAUAUGCUUUGGCAUUGGCGUUUUCAAUGGAUGAAAUCAACAGAAAUCCUGAUCUUUUACCAAAUAUGUCUUUGAUUAUAAAAUAUAAUUUGGGCCGUUGUGAUGGAAAAACUAUGACAAAUACAGCCGAUUUUCUUGAUCAGAAAAAAUAUAAGCGUAUCCCUAAUUAUUUCUGUAAUGAAGAGACUAUGUGUUCAUUUCUGCUUACAGGACCCGAUAUGACCACAUCUUUAUAUUUUCAGAUGUUCCUGGACAUUUUCUUAUCUCCACAUUUCCUUCAGCUUACCUAUGGACCUUUCAGUUCCAUCAUCAAUGAUAGUGAAAAAUAUCCCUAUGUCUAUCAGAUGGCCCCAAAGGACACAUCGCUAGCAUUGGCAAUGGUGUACUUCAUACUUUACUUCCAAUGGAACUGGGUCGGCCUUAUCAUCCCUGAUGAUGAAGAUGGCUAUCAGUUUCUGUCACAGUUGAAAAAAGAGAGCAAAGGCAAGGAAAUUUGCUUUGCCUUUGUGAAUAUGAUAGGAAUCUCUGAUAUUUUGACCUAUGCCACAACUGAAAUGAACUACAACCAAAUUAUGAUGUCAUCCACAAAUGUUAUUAUUAUUUAUGGGGAAACAAACAAUUUUAUUGAAUUGAGCUUCAGAAUAUGGGAAUCUACAGUUAUACAGAGAAUAUGGGUCACCACAAUACAACUGAAUUUCCCUACCAGUAAGAAAGACUUAAAUCAUGGCACAUUCUAUGGGACUUUUACUUUUCUACCCCACCAUGCUGAGAUUUCUGGCUAUAAAAAGUUUGUACAGACAUUGUUCCAUCUCAAAAGCACAGAUUUAAACCUAGAAAUGCAAGAGUGGAAGUACUUUAACUGUGAAGAUUCAGCAUGUAACUGUAAAAUACUGAUGAAUUUUUCAUCAAAUGCUUCAUUGGAUUGGCUAAUAGAACAGAAGUUUGACAUAACCUUUAGUGAUGGUAGCCAAAACAUAUAUAAUGCUGUGCAUGCCAUGGCCCAUGCACUCCAUGAGACAAAUCUUCAACAGGUUGAUAAUCAGGCAAUAGACAAUGGAAAAUUAUCCAGGUAUCCCUGCUUUAAGGUAAACUCCUUUCUGAGGAAGACCCACUUUACUAAUCCUCUUGGGGAUAAAGUAAUAAUGAAACAUAGAGUGAUACUGCAGGAAGACUAUGACAUUUUUCACUUUUGGAAUCUCUCACAACACCUUGGGAUUAAGGUGAAGUUAGGAAAGUUCAGCCCAUAUUUUCCACAUGGUGAAUACUUUCACUUAUAUGUAGACAUGCUUGAGUUGGCUACAGCAAGGAGAAAAAUGCCAUCCUCUGUGUGCAGUGCAGAUUGUGGUCCUGGAUUCAGAAGAUCCCGGAAGGAGAGAGUGGCAGCCUGCUGUUUCAUUUGCAGCCCCUGCCCUGAAAAUGAAAUUUCUAAUGAGACAAAUAUGGAUCACUGUGUGAAUUGUCCAGAAUACCAGUAUGCCAACACAGAACAGAACAAAUGCAUUCAGAAAGCUGUGAUAUUUCUAAGCUAUGAAGACCCCUUGGGGAUGGCUCUUGCCUUAAUGGCCUUUGGCUUCUCUGCAUUCACAGCUCUGGUACUUUGGGCGUUUGUGAAGCACCAUGACACUCCUAUUGUUAAGGCCAAUAACAGAAUCCUCAGCUACCUAUUACUCAUGUCACUCAUGUUCUGUUUUCUGUGCACCUUUUUCUUCAUUGGUCAUCCUAACAGAGUCACCUGUGUCUUACAGCAAAUCACAUUUGGAAUUGUAUUCACUGUGGCUGUUUCCACAGUUCUGGCCAAAACAAUCACUGUAAUUCUGGCUUUCAAAUUCACAGGCCCAGGAAGAACGUUAAAAAACAUCUUGGUAUCUGGGACACCCAAUUACAUUAUUCCCAUAUGUUCCCUAUUUCAAUGUAUUCUGUGUGCAAUCUGGCUAGCAGUUUCUCCUCCAUUUGUUGAUAUUGAUGAACAUUCUGAGCAUGGAAACAUUAUUCUUGUAUGUAACAAGGGCUCAGUUACUGCAUUCUACUGUGUACUGGGAUACUUGGCCUGCCUGGCACUUGGAAGCUUCACUGUGGCUUUCUUGGCAAGGAAUCUACCUGACGCAUUCAAUGAAGCCAAAUUCCUGACCUUCAGCAUGCUAGUGUUCUGCAGUGUCUGGGUUACCUUCCUCCCUGUCUACCAUAGCACCAAGGGCAAGGUCAUGGUUGCUGUAGAGAUUUUCUCCAUCCUGGCAUCCAGUUCAGGGAUUCUUGGAUGUAUCUUUGCACCCAAGAUCUACAUCAUUUUCUUGAGACCUGAGAGAAAUUCUAUCAAAAAAAUCAGGGAGAAAUCACAUUUCUGAAGAAAUAUUUCUAGAAUUCUUUCAAAUGAGAAAUUGGUACAUACCUACCAAAUACUGGGUUACAAUGCAUGUAUUCAGUUUUAGAAUCACUUUUACUGGAUCCUGUAGUAAUGUCUAGAAGUAUCAUAUCUAUUCAUCUUGCAUGCAUUGUGCAUAAAAUCUUGCACUCAUUCACUUGAUUCAUU
This is a messenger RNA of Mus musculus (house mouse), 2744 nucleotides long. RefSeq names its product vomeronasal 2, receptor 28 (gene Vmn2r28). The transcript has 6 exons. The record is from RefSeq and is marked provisional. Bases 1 to 2559 code for a protein of 852 amino acids. Gene Ontology annotation, molecular function: G protein-coupled receptor activity. NCBI's taxonomy places the organism in Eukaryota, Metazoa, Chordata, Mammalia, Rodentia, Muridae. Gene Ontology annotation, cellular component: membrane; plasma membrane. Gene Ontology annotation, biological process: G protein-coupled receptor signaling pathway.